AUGCUAAGGCUUGACCCAGUUAUCCAUCCAGACACAAAAAACAAGAGGUUCAAGUUCGAGGACUUUCUUCGCAAAGAGCACUCCUUCGGCCUAGACCCAGAUAGACCCGUUUGCCAGUUCUACAAGCCAAACCAGCCUGACUCUUGUCCCAACGGACCAUUAUGUCCAAACAAGCAUGUUCCUUCAAUGUACAACAACAAGAUCGUAUGUAAGCAUUGGCUUCGUGGUCUUUGUAAGAAGAACGACCACUGUGAGUUUCUUCACGAGUAUAAUCUAAGAAAGAUGCCUGAGUGUCUCUUCUACUCUAAGAACGGCUUCUGCACUCAAACGGCUGAGUGUUUAUAUUUGCAUAUCGAUCCCCAACAAAAGAUCCCUGAAUGUCCACUUUACGAGCAAGGUUUCUGUCCAGAUGGCCCAGACUGCCCUAAUAGACAUGUCAGGAAGAUCUUGUGUCCACUCUACUUGACUGGUUUCUGCCCCAAGGGCUAUGAGUGUGACUACAGUCAUCCGAGAUACGAUCCUACCGUGGCAAGAGAAAGUAAGGUGAAGAAAUUGAUCAAGGGAGAGACUAGAGAGAUCGAGAAGAUCUCCUACGACCAGCCCCUCACGGAUGUGGUCAGAACAGAUUCACCGGCUGCCCUGGCGAGCUAG
Candidozyma haemuli is the source of this 651-nucleotide messenger RNA. RefSeq names its product cleavage polyadenylation factor RNA-binding subunit (gene YTH1). NCBI's taxonomy places the organism in Eukaryota, Fungi, Ascomycota, Pichiomycetes, Serinales, Metschnikowiaceae. The record is from RefSeq and is a predicted model, not a curated record. The transcript has a single exon. Gene Ontology annotation, molecular function: RNA binding; metal ion binding. Bases 1 to 651 code for a protein of 216 amino acids.